Saprolegnia parasitica CBS 223.65 is the source of this 3822-nucleotide messenger RNA. RefSeq lists its product as hypothetical. The transcript has 17 exons. Lineage: Eukaryota; Oomycota; Saprolegniomycetes; Saprolegniales; Saprolegniaceae. The record is from RefSeq and is a predicted model, not a curated record. Gene Ontology annotation, cellular component: WASH complex; endosome. Bases 1 to 3822 code for a protein of 1273 amino acids. Gene Ontology annotation, biological process: endosomal transport; endosome organization.
AUGGCCAAGAAGGCGAAGGGAGACGCAGCCGCCGAGGGCGCGAGUACGCCGGCCCCCGCCCGGCAGGCCUCGGACGCAUCCUCGCGCCGCAGCGACGACGACGACCAUAGCGACGGCGCGGCCUCCGAGGCCAGCCACCGCCAGCACGACCGCCCGCGCUUCGACUCGCGGGUCUCGUGGGCCGACUCGACGCGCCUCGACCGCUUCGACUCGCGCGCGUCCAUGAUGAGCAACCGCGACCGCUCCGACUCGAAGGCCUCGGUGCGCAGCACGUCGAGCCGCGUGAGCACCAAGAGCCUCCGUGCUGCGGCCAACAACAAGGACCUCCCCAAAGCCGAGCUGGACGCGAUCGACGAGGAGGACUACCAGUUCGUCUCGGCGUUUGCCGAUUUUGACGUGCACGACCAGCCGAUCCGUGAGCAGCUGCAAAAGUCCCUCGACAUUGUCAACGAGCACACGUCCAAGCUCAAGGAGAUUGAAGACGCCUUGUCGGCCGCCAUGUCGGAAGUGUGGGGCUACUGGGCCGACCCGAUCCAGAUGCAUUUGCAUCCUGCCGAGCGCGUCGACGUUCAGGACCUCAUCCGCACCGACAACGAGCUCUUCAACAAGGUGCUCACGGUCUUUGCCGUGCUCUGCGACGAGAUCUCGGAGCUCAAGGUCACGGUGGAAGACAACUUUUACCCGGCGCUCAUCAUGUUUGGGCAAGCCAAGCAUGGCGACACCGCGGCCGUCAAGCCCGGCGAGGACGAAGUGCACAUUGGUCGCAUGCUGCCCUUCUUCCAACUCUGGAAGUCGACGUUCAAGCACGUGCAUCUGACGUCUGUCUUCGACGCGUUUGCCAACCUCCUCGAGAUCCUCAUGACGCUCGAUAUGAUUGUACUGGACAACCCCAACAUUGUCACGUCCUGGGACAAGUACAAGCGCAUGAUGCAGUAUGUGCGCGCCGACCCCGCGCGCUACAACGUGACGCUCGAGAAGGUCAAGUCUUUUGAGCAGCUCCUCGUCAACCUCGAUCAAACCUUUAUGGGGGCCAAGUGCUUCCAGACGUGCAUUGAGCAAGACUUUGAGACGCUCUUGUCGUUUGAAGACAGCGAAGAUGAGGACGAGGACGAGGACGCUGCGCAGGCCAAGACGAUCGACGUGCGCAACAACCGCGUGUUUCUGGAUGAGUUUUUCCACUGCCUCAGCACGCGCAUCCAGUCGAUCGAGGCGGCGCUCGGGACGCCCGCGGAAACGUACGAGCGCACGCAGCUCGUGGGUACGACGGGUUUGUAUGUGAUGUUUCGCAAGCUCAUGCCGCCCAACGUGCUCCCGGACGCUGCGCUCUACGACAAGCUCUGGAGCUGCCAGCUCAAAGCGCCGAUCGUCGUGCUCUGUGGCCGCCUCAACUGGUGCCUUCCCGAGUUCCUCCUCAAGUACGCGCCUCUCCAAGCCAAGAACGCCCAAGCCAUUGACGUGCUCGAGGCGCGCCGGCAGUACCUUGUUCGCAUGGACGAGACGUUUGCGGACGACGUGCACUUCGUGCAAAUGGAAGUCCGCGCGUGGCUCGUCCGCUUCGAGUCGUUCUUUCAGUGGACGACCCGCGGCUCGGGGGACACGGCCCGCGUCCUGGGGAUUCGUGGCAACCUCAUCGUCAAGGGCCUCAUUCUCGCGCGGCGCGUGCAGACCAUGAUGCAGACGCUCGUGCAAUUGCACUUGCUGCUCAAGAUCCCGAUGCCGAAGCGCAUUGUGCGGCCGUUGUAUCAAUGUAUCGAGAUGACGAAAGCGAUCGAGUUUAUGAUGGCGCGCAAGAACCCGAUUUUGGCCGAAAGCGCCGCGCUCGUCCUGCGCCAAGUGGCGCAUGCGCUCACGCUCUUCUUCCGGCCCAUCAAGGCGCGUCUCGAAGCGAGCAAGCGCUUUGACGACACCAAGCUCGAUGUGCUCGCGGCCGUCUCGGUCGUCGAGGAGCUUUUGCACUCGGGUAGGCGCUGUCACUGCAUUGCGCUCAUCCCGGAUGUGGUCGAGACGGGCAGCGAUGCGAAAAAGGCGGCCGCGCCGGCCGUGAAUCCCAUCGAGGCGCUCAAGCACCUCUGGAAGAUGCACGUGCUGAGCGACUUUCAACGCAAGAUCCGCGUCGCGUGCGACUGCUCGUUCUUGUACUGGAGCCGCGAGCUCCUCCACCUCUUUGUGCAAGACAUUUACUCGAUGCCCGAGCAAGCGUCGCGCCUCCAAUACGUCGUCGGCGGCUUUCUGGACGCGAUGAAGUCGCUCCAAGGCGCGCAGCACGAGGUCGAGACGGCGGGGUACGUCAACGCGUACGCCACGUUCAUCGAGGGCGUCGUGGAAGAGGAGCUGGUCGCGCCGCUCUGCAUGGACAUUGAGAACGACCUCCGCCUGCACAUUCACUCGGUGCAUUUGGAUCAUAUGCAAGCCCCAACCGCUUACGCACACCGACUUCAAGGUAUGUAUCGAUGGAUGGUGCUCCAUUACUUUAUGGACUUGCGCCCGCUGCGUCUCUGGGGCAAGGAGCUCGACUUGCGCGACCGUGUGACGCACUACCUCGAGUCGACGUUCUACAACCUCACGACCGUCGCGCUCCACGACUGGAAAACGUAUGGCGAAAUGCGGCAGCUCGCCAACGACAAGUACGGUCUCCAGCUGGCCGAGAACCAUCUCCCAAUGGGGUCGUUGGACCAAGGUCUGGACAUUCUCCAGAUCAUGCGCAACAUCCACAUCUUUGUCGCGCGGUACAACUACAAUCUGAACCAGCAGUUCUUUCUCGAGCGCCGGUCGGACAAGGGGUCGCGCCACCUCAACGGGAUUUCGAUCCACAGCAUUGCGUCGUCGAUCCGCACGCACGGCAUGGGCAUCAUGAACACGACCGUCAACUUUACGUACCAGUUUCUGAGCAAGAAGAUGGACAUCUUCUCGCAGUUUCUCUUUGACGACUACAUCAAGAGCUUCCUCAAGCGCGAGCUGCGCUGGUACAAGAGCCACAAGGACGACGCGGACGUCGACCACAAGUACCCGUACACGCGCGCGUUCGAGUUCAACAAGGAGAUUCGCCAGCUCGGCGUCUCGGACGCGGGCCGCACCUUCCUCGACCAGUACCGCAUCCUCAUCACCGAGAUUGGCAACGCGCUUGGGUACGUGCGCAUGGUGCGCUCGGCGGGCAUGAACUACUGCAGCAACGCGAUCAAGUUUGUGCCGGACCUCAACCAGCGCAACUUCGAGUUUGCGCCCGUGGUCCAGGACCCGGUGCUCUCGCACGAGACGGUGGUCGCGGCUUCGAACCUCGACACGGCGCUCUUCAACCUCUCCAAGAACUUCAGCGAGGACAACAACUACUUCAAGGUGCUCGUCCAAGUCUUCCAAGAGGCCGUCUCGCCCGACGAGCAAAAGCACCUCGCGCUCUUCUACCAGAUCAUCCCCGCGCUCACGAUCAACUUCAUCGAGACGUCGGUGCAGGCCAAGGACCUCAUGUACAAGAACACGCGCCGGCGCGAGUCGUACUUUACCGACGAUGGCUUUGCGAUCGGCAUCGCCUACUUCCUUGCAGUCCUCAACCAAGGCGAGGACUUUGACGCGCUCCAUUGGUUCGAAGAAGUCGAGCGCAAGUACGAAGCGGACGAAGCCUUGUACAACGCCAAGCAGGCCGAGCGCGACGCGCGCAAGCAGGAGGCGGCCGCCAAGAACAAGAAGGAGACGACAGCCGAGCUCAUUGACGACGAAGAAGAGGUCCAUACGCUCCAGCUCACGGCCAAGCGCAUUGAGCUCCAUCGCCGCGAGUUUGACUUGCUCAACUGGUCGCUCAACGGCGCGCGCAUCUUCUUCAAGGACUAG